AUGGAUGCGAAUGAAGAGAUUCGGGGAAAUGCUCUGGAGAAUGAGACCCAGCAGGGCCAGAGCCGACAGAAUGAGAGUUCAAUUCAACAAGAUUCAAAUGACGGGAACGAGAAUCAGAUUUCAACUGAAACCCUAAACGAAGAGAGUAAAGAUGAACAGAACUCGGAUGAGAAUUCGAACAAGAAGCUCCAAGACCAGACAAAUCUCUUACCCGUCAAGCAGCUCUUAAUUGUCUUUACUGGCCUCAGCUGUGCAUUGUUCUGUUCACUCCUCGACCAGACAAUAGUCUCAACUGCCCUGCCCACUCUUGGGCGCGUCUUUCACUCGGCCUCGAUCGAGUCAUGGGUAGGCACGGCGUACCUCCUGACGUCGACCUCUUGUCAACCACUGUACGGCCGCUUAUCCGACAUCUUCGGCCGCAAGAUGGUGUUGCUGGGGAGCAUGGCUUUCUUCCUCUUGGGCUCUAUCCUUUGCGCUGUUUCACAGAGCAUGAUCAUGCUUAUCAUAUUCAGGGCCGUGUCUGGCAUUGGCGGCGGAGGCAUCAUGACGAGCGUGAUGAUUGUGACGUCGGAUGUGGUCUCGCUGAAACGACGGGGAACAUACCAGGGCAUCAUCGGGAUGGUGGUUGCUGCCUCCAACUCGGUUGGGCCAUUACUUGGUGGUGUGUUCACUGAGAGUGUGUCUUGGCGAUGGUGUUUUUAUAUCAACAUCCCCCUUACAAGCAUGGCUAUUUUGAUUGUCGCCCUGGUCCUUCCUCUGAAACGGGUCAAAGGAGAGGUCAAGCAGAAGCUGAUGCAGAUCGACUAUCUCGGCUCCCUUCUCAUGAUCUCCUCUUCCGUUCUCAUCCUUCUUCCCCUUUCCUGGGGCGGAACCGAAUACCCGUGGGCUUCUGCCGGCGUUAUUGUCCCCCUCGUUCUUGGCACGAUCCUGGCCGGUCUCUUUAUAUAUGUCGAACACAAGGUCGACUUGCCUCUGAUCCCAAUGCACAUCUUCAAGAACUCGACCGUUGCCAGUGCCUUGGCGGGUGCCUUUUUUACCGGCUUCAUGUUCUAUUGCAAUCUAUACUAUCUCCCCCAAUUCUACCAGGUUGUGAGGUCUGCCUCCCCCAUCCGCUCGGGCGUGAUGCUCCUCCCCCUCGUCGUCACCCAAUGCGUUGUCUCCUUCACGGCGGGCUUCCUCGUCUCCAAGACGGGCAACUACCAGGUCAACAUCUGGGCCGGGUUUGCCAUUUGGGCCAUCGCCUGCGGUCUUCUGUCUACCAUCUCUCCGACCAUCCCCGACGCCAACCUUAUCGGCUACCAGAUUCUCAGCGGGAUCGGCUCCGGCCAGACCUUUCAGACCAGUCUAGUCGCCAUCCAGGCCAGCGUCAAACGCAGCGAGAUGGCCGUAGCGACAGGGACCAGGAAUUUCCUGCGUUUAUUGGGCGGGACCAUCGCUCUGGCUGUCUGUGCUGCCAUCCUCAACAACACAGUGAGGACCUCCCUCGGUAUGCUGUCUGCGGAACAGAUCUCCGAGAUCAUCGCCGAUCCCACCCAGAUAACCUCUAUGGACCUGACGGCGGAAGAGAGAUCAGCCGCCAUACUCGCCUAUACCCAUGGAAUCCGCAAUAUCUACUACUUUAUGAUCCCCCUCUGCUGCAUCUCCUUCUUCCUCACCCUCUUCUUCGUCAAGGGAACCAGUCUCCGGCGCGAAGAUGACGCCAGGCUGCAGGAAGAGGGCAAGCAGUGGGCUGCCAGACAUCGCGGAUUGCAUGUCUUGAAGAAGUGA
Penicilliopsis zonata CBS 506.65 is the source of this 1767-nucleotide messenger RNA. RefSeq lists its product as hypothetical. Gene Ontology annotation, molecular function: transmembrane transporter activity. NCBI's taxonomy places the organism in Eukaryota, Fungi, Ascomycota, Eurotiomycetes, Eurotiales, Aspergillaceae. The transcript has 9 exons. Gene Ontology annotation, biological process: transmembrane transport. The coding region runs from base 1 to 1767 and encodes 588 amino acids. The record is from RefSeq and is a predicted model, not a curated record.